Centropristis striata (black sea bass) is the source of this 4601-nucleotide messenger RNA. RefSeq names its product ras homolog family member Ua (gene rhoua). Lineage: Eukaryota; Metazoa; Chordata; Actinopteri; Perciformes; Serranidae. The record is from RefSeq and is a predicted model, not a curated record. Bases 308 to 1126 code for a protein of 272 amino acids. Gene Ontology annotation, biological process: small GTPase-mediated signal transduction. The transcript has 4 exons. Gene Ontology annotation, molecular function: GTP binding; GTPase activity.
UGGACGGCUGGACGGACACAGUAACAAACGGCUAACGUUAAUUGAAUGCCCGCUCUUUUAAUCGGACUUUAAUUCACAUUUAAAUCCACCAUGAAGCGUAAAACAUAUACGGCAUCAGUUUUGGGGCUGUGUGCGGUGAGCAAAAGUUUAAACUUUUUGUAAUUUGACCAUGGAAACUAAAAGGAAGCGGACAGCAGCGACAACAAGAAGUCAGUUGACAAACCGCUCUGUGAUAACGGAAGAAUGGACGAUGUGAAAACUGGCCCGAACCGGGACUGAAGCUCCUGCCCGGCUCUCCUCCGCCUACAUGUCGCCCUCCUCUCCAUGCCAGAUGCCUUCGCGAGGCGACAGCGGCUACAAGCCGGCACAGGUGUCCCCCGCUCCGCCUGUCCCACCGCGGAGGGUCAGGGGCUCCGGCCGGACGCGGCGGUCCGGGGCAGGGGCACCGUCAGCCGGGGCCGGGGCAUCGGAGAGGCGGGUGAAGUGUGUGCUGGUGGGGGACGGAGCUGUGGGGAAAACCAGCCUGGUGGUCAGCUACACCACCAAUGGCUAUCCCACCGAGUACGUCCCCACCGCGUUCGACAACUUCUCAGCGGUGGUAUCAGUGGAUGGGCAGCCAGUCAAACUACAACUCUGUGACACAGCUGGACAGGAUGAGUUUGACAAGCUGCGGCCUCUGUGCUACACCAGUGCAGAUGUUUUCCUGCUGUGCUUCAGCGUUGUCAGUCCCGCCUCCUUCCAGAACGUUCCUGAGAAGUGGGUUCCAGAGAUCCGGAAACACGCCCCCUUCGCUCCGCUUGUCCUCGUUGGGACGCAGUGUGACCUCCGAGAAGACGUCAAGGUUCUCAUUGACCUAGCUAAGUACCGGGAGCGACCUGUGGACCCAGCAGAUGCCCGGGACUGUGCGAUGGAGAUCGGGGCUAUGGCCUACAUGGAGUGCUCUUCCCUGACCCAAAAAAAUUUGAAAGAAGUGUUUGACACGGCCAUACUGGCCAGCCUGCAGAACUGCAGCUCUCACAAGCACCCGAGAGGGAAACAGAAACGACGUAAAAAGCAAAGGCAGACACCGGACAAGAUGAAGAGUCUGUCCAAGUCGUGGUGGAAAAGGUACUGCUGUGUGGCCUAGAGCAGACCUGCGUUGAGUCUGAGACUCUGACUCUGGGUUCUGCCUGGAUUUGCUUUCAGUUUGGGUUUCUCUCUAAUGGAGCCUGAUGUUGAGCAGGACCUCGACUGGACUGUGGCUGGGAACCAAAGUCUGAAGACUGUCACGGAUCUAAAAUGUUUUACUCUUUGAUUUUAUCCAAAGAGUGGUUUUAGUCUUAUCAUGGAUGAGAUUUACUGACGCUAACAAAACCUGCUCUGAAAACACAGCAGCCCUACAGUGAAUGUUUUCUAACCUGGUUUUAAUCUAAUCUGGGAGCAGCAGAAGACCCUCUCCAUGUCAAGGUGGAUGUAACAAUGUUGCCUGUUAUCAGACUGAUCCAGAUUUGAACAACAACAGUCUUGUGUGUGUUUAACACAAAAGCAAUAGUGUAAAGUCUGGUCUUCUUGUACUAACCUUCCCAACCAAGUGGUGGAUUUAUAUGGUUGUCAUGUAGACUAAGAGGCUCACUCAACUCACCUAAACUGCAUCUAAACGUCUUUUGUCCAACAUGUCUCCAACACUAAUGAUUAGAAACAACUGCUGGCUGAAACCAACUCAACAUUGUUGAUAUCUAUAUUUGAACAGAAGUCAUAUGUUUUUUCUGACACGAUUACUGGUGACGAUUCAAGUGAGAACUUAGUCAACGCAUCGAGUCCAUGGUUGAUUAUAGAGCUUCUUGUUAUAACUAGGAUCAUUGUUGCUCUAAUGAAAGACUUUAUUUAGCAGCUAAUCAUUUAUCCUGGUCACAUGCACAGUUCACUGUCAUGCUUGCGUGUAAACCUAAUCAGAAACCGGGAUCAUGGUUUUUAUUUUAGUCUCAAUCUGAACUAUUUAUGGAAUUAUGUCUGGCUUGGUUUUCAGUGUGGUUUUGUUCACUUCCUGUCGCUGUUUGGCCCAGAGUGAAGACAGACAGUGACAGUUUGGUGAGGCUCAGUCAUUAGGCUCAUGUUUUGAAAGAAGAACUAAUGUUGAUGUUUUUUUCCCUGCAUCGGUAAAAAAAAAACUGAAUAUCCUGACAUUUUGCUGUAAAAGCAAAUUGUAUCUUAUGAAGACACAACACUGUGUGUAGGAGUCAGGUUUCCAUUAAUGGCAGUAGUCCUUCAUGCUCAUCUUUCCUACACAACUUUGUUCUGUAUGGUAGCCAAGUGAGUUGUGUCGACCGACAGACAAAUACUAUAUUGGUUUCAGACAUUUGUACUGCUCAGUGUGUGUUUGAUUUAUCUUUCCAGACAUUUAAACAGCCUUACUGUAAUUGUGAGCACUUAACAGAAUUAGACCAACCAAGUGCUCUUUCCAUGUGUUAAAAAAAAAGGAUGCAGCUGCUUGAUUCUGUACGUUUGCAGCAAGAAAAAACUCAGAACAAACAAAAAGAGAUGGGGUUUAUUCUCAGCCCUUCAAUGCAAUUGUGUAUCUAAGACUGUGAAGUUUGAAUCAUUAUGUAUAUAUUAAUUGAAAUAUUUUCUUAUUAGUUAUGAACUAUAGUUUGAUUCGUAAUGUUACUGCUCUGCAUCUCUUCACCCAAAAUAUGCUUUAUUACAGUUGUAAUUAUUGAUCAUUUGUAUCAUUCUGCAUCCAUAAUGCUUUAAUAUGUUAUCCCUGGUAUGCUCUAUAUUAUGUUCUGCAGCCUCUUCAGUCUCCAAUAGAUGUUUUAUAUGUUGUAAAGCAGAAAUAAAAAGGCAAACUAAAACACAAAAUGUGUGGAUGUCAAACACUCAGCUGCCACACCUCCCUUUGUACAUUGUAGUGACUAAAACCAGAACAGAACCCCUUAAUUUACAACCAUUUCUCCACAGUGCCUUCAUCUGAAUGGCUCUUUGUUUUAAAGUCACUGCAGAAAAGGGAGAAAAGGGUGUGGAUCUGCCAUUAUUUAGAGCAUAUGCUCAACAUUAUCAUUAAUAUUGAUCAGACGUAAACUCAAAAAAGGAUUUUCACUCUUGCAUUUCUUAGCCCUGGGGCAGAGUAAACUAUGACCUAAAACCUUGUUUAAAAAACGGACAAGUUAAAGCUUUGUUUGACUUGUAACCCAAAGGUUAUCAGACAAGGUUAAAGGUCCAGGGAUAACAUCUUCACAGUGUGCACUAUUUAACUCUGUCAGUCUCACAACAACAUUUCAUUUAACAGUGAAUAUUCUGCUGCUUUUGCUCUAAACUAAACAACCAUUCUGUCCUGGAGCGGGUUUAAGUCAUUUUUGGGCUGUGAAUUUUUUUUCCCCUUAAGAGCUGAAUAGCAUCACAUUUUGUGGGGUUCAAAAUGACUUCUCUACUGGUGUGAAAAGAAGUGAGCUGUGGUGUGCACCAAAAAAUGCUUACAUCAUUAAUACAGUAGUUUCUGUUUAGUAAAUGCAAAUUGAGAAAGACAGAACAUGCACUUUGUUAAAUACUCUCUGCAGGCAGAUGGCAUUUUGUUUGUUUGAAAGGAUGUAGUUUAGGUUGUGUUUUAGCCACAUGCUACACAAGAAUGUCUGUAGAAACUAAGAUGUUACCUUAAAAAUGAAGCCUCACUCAUGCAUUUUGGUCUUAUUUGGGUUUAAUCGUGCCCCUAUCCUAUCCAAGUGGGUACACAACUUCAGCUUGAUAUCGGCUCCAAAACUGGUUCCUACAAGACUUCUCUGCCUUAUGUGACCCAAACGGGCCUGACGAGUUUCACACUAUUACAUGUAUGCACCGUGUUGUUCUCUAAGAGAGAACUUGAUCUAAAAUGUAUCUCAACUUAAAAUCCUGAUUUUGGGUCUGAGUGUAAAACUGAGAGAAUUGAAGACAGUGCAUUACUGGAGCUGUUUGGUCAUUUUCUGCUGAAGAUGUUACGGCUGCGACUGAAUGGGUUCACUGUGUCACGAUGUUAUACUCAUGAUAGCAAAUGCAUUGUUUCUUGGUUGGGGAAAAAGGCAUAAUAAGUUGCUUGUCUUGCUGUUGCAUGUGCAGUCUAGGCUAAUGGUGGAUUUAAGUAGGGUAAAGGUCACACAGACCCUUAUGAUAGCGUGCAUUUCCUCCGUCAGUUCUGAUCAGUUCUGAUCAGUUCUGAUCAGUUCUACAUAGUUACAUGUGUAAUUUAUCGAGAGCACAGAAAGUUUCUGCAGCAUGAUGUUAGAGUUGGCUCUGGCCUGCUUUUAUGCUGAGAAAAAAUAUAAACCUGUGUUAGAUUAUUCCUGAUUAAAUACAUUAUCAAAAACAGCAUGAAUAAAGAAAAACAAUAAUUUGCAUGUUUCUGACAAAAACUUGAGGUCUUUGUUUUGGUUCUCCUCUCUUUAUCCAGCCUGUAACUCCUGCUAAAAUGAGCUCCUGCUGUAAUCCUUUGAAAUUAGUCCAUGCCGUCCACCCUGGCCACACAUUAUAUGUGUCAAAACAUAGUUUAAAGGUAAACUACUAUGCUCAUUUUCAGGAUCAUAGUUUUUAGGUUUACAAGAUUACAUUUUCAAGAAACACAAUUGUCUCAUACUGUCUACAGUCUCUGAAUUAUC